Rotaria socialis is the source of this 654-nucleotide messenger RNA. The record is from the annotation of a GenBank genome assembly. NCBI's taxonomy places the organism in Eukaryota, Metazoa, Rotifera, Eurotatoria, Philodinida, Philodinidae.
AUGAAUCAAAUGAAAUCAUCAUUGAAAAGAGUUAAAAAGACAUCAAGUGAAGACAUUAUAAGUAAUGAAGGUGAUGAAACGGAUCAACAACAUCAUUGGCACAAUCGUACUCGAACGAUGCAGCAAAAUUUAAACAAAAAGCUGUUAGGCAAAUCAGUAUUAGUGAUAUUACACUGCGCUACUGAACGAGAUUAUUAUUCAUCAUUAGCUUACACUGUUCAUGAUCAUCUUGUUGGUCGAUGGAUUCGUACGCAGCAACAUCAUUUUGAAACUGAUGGAAAGCGUGUAUAUUAUCUUUCUAUGGAACUUUUUAUGCGAAGAACAUUGGGAAAUUAUAUUGAAGAAUUAGAAGAACGUGAAAUGGAUGCAGCACUUGGCAAUGGUGGUCUUGGUCGAUUAGCUGCAUGUUUUCUUGAUAGGAUGGCUACAUUAGGACUUUCGUCAUAUGGAUACGGUCUUCGAUAUGAUUAUGACGAUUGGUUAAUAUAUGGCAACCCAUGGGAAAUGAGUCGCCCAGAAUUUCUCGUACCUGUACAAUUUUAUGAUGAAGUUAUUGAAGAAAAUGGAAAAGCUAAAUGGGUUGAUACAGAAAUUAUACGAGCUAUGCCAUUUGAUACACCAGUACGGAAAUUAAAUGCUUCAAAAACAAAAUAA